Messenger RNA from Corythoichthys intestinalis (scribbled pipefish), 1968 nucleotides. RefSeq names its product transmembrane protein 161B (gene tmem161b). The transcript has 12 exons. Bases 242 to 1693 code for a protein of 483 amino acids. NCBI's taxonomy places the organism in Eukaryota, Metazoa, Chordata, Actinopteri, Syngnathiformes, Syngnathidae. The record is from RefSeq and is a predicted model, not a curated record.
CUGUGACCUCUACUGCAGUUGAAAAUACUUGGGAGCGGAGCGGCAAUCAUUUGGGCUGAUUUAAAAAAAAAUUGUAACCCCAUUUACGCCGGAAACGGUUACAUUUUCCCUUUGAAAAAAAUCAAUUCAUCCUGUAUAUAAACGUCUCAAGAAGGGCUUAUGUGCUCCUCGCUGUUUCUUCUCCGAGUCGGAGUGCUCAGUGUUGUCGGCGUUGAGCCUGUUUCAGCUGCACUGCAUCAACAUGGGUGUGAUCGGUGUGCAGCUGGUGGUUACCAUGGUAAUGGCCAGUGUGAUACAAAAAAUCAUACCUCAUUAUUCCUUCGCAAGAUGGAUACUCUGCAGUGGCAGUCUUCGGUGGUAUCAGCACCCUACGGAAGAUGAGUUGAGGAAUCUUGCUGGUAAACAGAAGGGCCAGAAGAGGAAAGACAGGAAGUACAAUGGUCACAUAGACAACAAACCGCUAACGGUACCCAAGGACAUUGAUCUUCAACUGGAGACAAAGUAUAUCACUGAAGUGGACACAUUAGCAUUGCACUACUUUCCAGAGUUCCAGUGGCUUGUUGAUUUCACAGUAGCGGCGACCGUGGUCUAUCUAAUCACGGAGCUCUACUACAGUGUGGCUCAGCCCUCAGGAGAGAUGAACAUCAGCGUGGUGUGGUCCAUGCUCGUGCUCGCCUUUGUCGUAAAGAUCCUCUUCUCUCUGACGACCCACUACUUUAAAUUAGAGGAAGGAGGUGAACGCUCCCUCUGUAUCACAUUUGGUUUCUUUUUCUUCGUCAAAGCCAUGGCCAUUCUCAUUGUUACUGAGAACUACCUGGAGUUUGGUCUGGAAACAGGUUUUGCCAACUUCUCUGAUAGCGCACUGCAGUUCCUGGAGCACCAGGGUUUGGAAUCGCAGGGUCCAAUUUCAAAACUUACCUUCAAGCUAAUCCUCGCCUUUCUUUGCGCGCUGAUUGGAGCUUUUUUAACCUUCCCUGGCCUGCGAUUAGCCCAGAUGCACCUGGAUGCGCUCAAUGUGACCACAGCCAAAUUCACACAAACUUUGCUUCAUAUCAACUUCUUGUCCCCACUUAUCAUGGUCCUGCUAUGGGUGAAGCCCAUUACCAAGGACUACAUACUGAACCCCACCCUGGGAAAGGACAGCUUGCCUUUGAUGGCUGAGCAGACGUACGACACGCUGCGCUUAUGGACCAUCAUACUGAUGUGUGCGCUGCGACUGGCGAUGAUGAGGCAUCAUUUGCAGGCCUACCUCAACCUGGCGAAGAAGGCCGUGGAGCAGAUGAAGAAGGAGGCGGGACGCAUAAGUACCGUCGACCUGCAGAAGAUGGUUGCACGUGUUUUUUACUACUUGUGUGUAAUAGCACUCCAGUAUGUGGCACCUCUGGUGAUGUUGCUGCAUACAACUUUGCUGCUAAAAACCUUAGGUGGAUACUCGUGGGGAUUUCGCGUGGAAGAGGUGCCUUGCAUUCAUCAGACGGACUCUAUACAGGCGUCAGCACCAAUAGCGCCCCCGGAGGCGGGUACACGGGCUUCCGUCACCCAACUGUCGGUAGCCCUGGGGGGACUCAAAACGGUCUUCAGCCCGUUACUUUUCCGGGGUCUCUUCUCUUUCUUUACAUGGUGGAUCGCCGCCUGCCUCUUCUCCACGUCCCUCUUUGGCCUCUUUUACCAUCAGUAUCUCAUGGCAGCGUAAAACGAGGCCCUUCACACUGACUGACUUUUAUCUUCGGAACUAUUGCUUUGUUCCCAGUGCUUCCUCUGCAGAUGAAAACUCUGUGUUUUUACAUUCACUCCUUUUUAGCUGCUUCAUAAGAUAUUCUUAUGUUUAGUAACAAUCAAAAUCACAUGACUGACAAAAGUAACAAAGGAGGUGUCCUUUUUUUUCCGUUUUCUAGACAUAACUCGUCAAAUUCUGAAUCUCAUGCUGGACACGGUUACACAAACUUCAGUUUUUAACUUUUUUUUUUU